Cololabis saira (Pacific saury) is the source of this 5775-nucleotide messenger RNA. It is a transcript of the gene cntn1a, whose product is annotated as contactin 1a. The coding region runs from base 200 to 3262 and encodes 1020 amino acids. The transcript is spliced from 24 exons. Lineage: Eukaryota; Metazoa; Chordata; Actinopteri; Beloniformes; Belonidae. Gene Ontology annotation, molecular function: cell-cell adhesion mediator activity. Gene Ontology annotation, biological process: brain development; cell-cell adhesion. The record is from RefSeq and is a predicted model, not a curated record.
GGGAUCGCGGCUCCGCCAGCUUCCUCCGCUGCUCCUGAGCGCCCGGCGAUGCGCUGCUGAGCAGGUGCGAGCAUCCUGAAGGACACACGGACGGACGCUCCGCUCGGCAGCUACUGAAGGAAACCCAGGAGCUCCUGCUAAUGUUUCAUCAGCUGAGCUUGGAGCUGUAACCCCACCAGGUGGUUCUGAGUUCAACAUCAUGCUGUGCCUCUCCCUGCUCCUCCAUCUCCUGGUCCUCUCGCUGGCGCCCACAGAUGCAUCGAUCCACAGGGUAGCGCCCGACUUUUAUCGAGAUGAAGCUGCAGGUUUUGGGCCAGUGUUUGAGGAGCAGCCGGUGGACACCAUCUACCCCGAGGAGUCACCCGAGGCCAAAAUAACCAUGAACUGCCGGGCUAUAGCCAAUCCACCUGCCACAUACAAAUGGACGCUGAACAACACCGAAAUCAACCUGAAUGAAGAGAAAAGCCACUACAGUUUAUUAGGAGGCAACUUGGUUAUCAGCAACCCUAAUAGAACCAAACAUGUGGGAAGAUACUCCUGCUUGGCUACCAACAUGUACGGCACGGUCGUCAGCGCAGAGGCUUCUGUCCAGUUCGGCUACCUUGACCUUUUCUCAUCGGAGGAGAGGUCUACGGUGCACGUGAAGGAGGGCCAGGGUGCCGUUCUGCUGUGCGCUCCGCCACCACAUUAUCCAGCUGGGCUGUCAUUUCGAUGGAUCCUCAACGAAUUCCCCACCUUCAUCCCGUUGGACAAGCGGCGAUUCGUCUCCCAGACAACGGGCAACCUAUAUAUCUCCAAGGUGGAGUCGUCAGACAGGGGCAACUACUCCUGCAUCGCAACCAGCCAAUCCAUCUCCAAGAGCGUGUUUUCCAACUACAUUCCUCUCGAGCCUCUGGUUGAACGUCCCAUCAGGAAAUAUCCUGCUGAUCUCAGAGUCAAGUUCCCCGACACCACCGUUCUGGUGGGACAAAAUGUCACCCUGGAAUGCUUCGCUUUGGGGAACCCCGUACCUACGAUCCGCUGGACAAGGUUAGAUGGAAAGAUGCCACACAAUCAUGAGGUGAAGAUGUCAGGCGCUCAGCUGCAUCUGAACAACGUCCAGUUUGAGCACGGUGGCACCUAUAAAUGUGAGGCAAUGACCUCAAAAGGAAAGAAUGACUACCACGAAGCACAUGUGGCUGUGGAAGCUUAUCCUGAGUGGGUGGAGAAAAUCCGAAGCACGGAGAAAGACCUCCACAGCAGCUACACUAUGUCGUGCAUAGCCAAUGGCAAACCCACGCCACAAAUCCGCUGGCUGAAAAAUGGAAAUCAGAUUGAGAGCGAAGACGUGAUGUUCAGCAGCUUGACAUUCGAUGAUUCAGGGAUGUACCAGUGCAUAGCUCGGAAUCGCCACGGAGUUAUUUAUGCCCAUGCAGAGCUGCGUGUGUUCGCCUGUGCUCCCACAUUUGAACACAAUCCCGUGAAGAGAGUACUGGCACCUAGAAAUGGGCGGGUGGUGAUUAGCUGUCGACCCAAAGCGGCUCCGAAGCCCAGCUUCUUCUGGAGUAAAGACACCGAGCUGCUCUCCAACUCCACCAGGGUGUUUGUCUGGGAGGACGGGAGCCUGGAGAUCCUCAAUGUCACGCGAGCAGACGAAGGCAGGUACACGUGCUUUGCUGAGAACGACCGCGGAAAGGCCAAUAGCACGGGAUCCCUGGUCGUCACAGAGUCCACAAAGAUCACGUUGGCGCCAUCCAACGCCGACGUCAAAGUCGGGGAGAACACCUUCAUGCAGUGUGGGGCAUCACACGACCCCACGCUGGACAUCACCUUCGUCUGGUCCCUGGACGGGCGGGUCAUCGACGUACACAAGGACGGCCAGCAUUAUGAACGCAGAGCGAACGGAAGUUCGAAUGGGGAGCUGCUGAUCAAGAACGCUCAGCUGAGACUCGCUGGACGUUACACCUGCACUGCACAGACCCCCGUCGACAACGUCACUGUCUCCGCUCACCUGGUUGUCAGAGGUGCCCCCGGUGCCCCAGGUGGGGUGCGAAUAAUCAACAAAGCCGACAAGAGUGUGACGCUGCAGUGGAGCCGAGGAGCAGACAACCACAGCCCCAUCUCCAAAUAUAGCAUCCAGUACAAAGACCAGUUCUCAAAGGAUGUCUGGAAGAAUUCCAGCACAUCUCCUGCUGAUGUUGAGGGAAAUGCUGAGACAGCCACGGUGGUGAAUUUAUUCCCGUGGACGGAGUACGAGUUCAGGGUCAUCGCCACCAACACUCUUGGGACAGGAGAGCCGAGCAGCCCGUCACCUAAAGACAGAACACUGGACGCAGUUCCUGUGGUGGCGCCCUCAGAUGUCAGCGGGGGUGGAGGGGCCAGCAGAGAGCUGACCAUCACAUGGACGCCAGUUCAGCCGCAGUACUACUUCGGGCCUAAUUUUGGAUACAUUGUGGCCUUCAGACCUCAAACAGAAUAUGAGUGGAAAAGGGUGGCUGUGGCUGACCCGGAGGCCAAGCAUUACAUCCACAAAGACCCCAACAUUCCUCCUCUGACGGAGUUCGAAGUCAAAGUUAAAGCGUACAACAGCCUCGGAGAGGGACCUUACAGCCUGCCUGCCAUCAUUUCCUCGGCGCAGGACGCUCCUUCCGAAGCUCCUGCAGUUCUUGAUGCGAGAGCGCUGUCAGCCACAGUGGCCACUAUCAACUGGAUAUAUCACUCGCACAGUAACAUAGAUGGAUACCAGGUGAAGUACUGGAGGAGUCACGAGGGCAGCGAAGGCGAGGCCCAAAGUAUCGGAGUGCUGGGAAGAGAAAACUACACGAAAGUUGAAGGUCUGAAACCCAACACGGAAUACUUUAUCGAAGUUCGCUGCUACAACUCUGCGGGAUACGGGCCGCCCAGCAAACGCAUGAAGAUCCACACAAAGAAACCUCCUCCAGAUCGACCUCCAAAAAUAAUUGGCACGAAGCUAAAGGGCCACUUGGUAAAUGUUGCCUGGGAACCUGUGGAACCGCUUGCUAAUGAGUCUUCGGUGGAUAGCUACCGGGUGCUGUACAAACAGAAGGGAAACUCGACAAGCACUCUGUACACAACCUAUAAGCGGUUCAUAGAGCUCCCCCUGCAUUCGGAUGGGGAAUACGUGGUGGAGGUCCGGGUGCACACAGAAGGAGGAGACGGCGCGGUGGCACAGAUCUCCGUUACAGGUGGAGGCAUCACGGCCACCUUGUCCCUCAGCGUGCUCCUCCUGCUCCUGGUGGCUCUCCUCGUCCUGGACCUCUGAAUGUAGCGCCAUCUUUGUCUUCGCCUCCCAUGAAGGAGACUUCUGCGCGGUUGCUGAAGGUUCACGCCAAUAAGGAAUGAGGAACUCUUUCCAGAAUAUGUUGGUUCCGCCUUGUAAUCCCUAUAAGUUGCUUUCCAGCAACUCCUCUGGGAUAUGUUUGCGGAAAUGGACUCAGAAAUGGAAAAAUUGGAAAUAGACGAAGACAUUCCUUAUUUAUCCACAAAAUCCUCCGUGAAGGAGAGUCCAAGGAGUUCCAUCAACUUUAAAUGCCUUAUAUAAAUGAUUGCUCUUGUCUUUCACAGUGACUUGUUUUACAAAGCCUCAUGAUGUGUAAACCCUGCACUUCAUGAGCUGAGGUUGCUUGUUCAGCCUUUUUGCUUCUCAAAGCACAUAAUGACCCUGUACUUUUAGACUUGUAGACUUCAUUUUACCUGUGAUGUUUUGGAAAAUUAAUCCUUCGGUGCAUUCCAUGUACGAGGUAAAUAGGGAACUGUGAAGGACAAGUGUAUGAGUUUAUAAAAAAAAAGAAAAAAAUAGAAAAAAGUCAUGUCUUUCUUUACCUGCAGUUCAGUGGCAUCUUUUUAGCGAAACAAACCCUCUCUUAAGAGAUACAGUCAAAGCAAAUCUCAACCUCUUGCAUAUCUGAUUUUAUAACAAGCACAGAGAAAAGAAUAAUUUAUGUCAUGCCGAUAUAAUAUAUCCAAUAACUGAUAUUGUUUUUAAUCUCUAAUAUAUUGUUGAUGGUAUAUAAGAAAAGCAGAUUGGUUUAACUCAUAAAUGUUUAUUUGCAAACCGUAACAUGAGCUCUAUAAUUACCACUUCCAAACUUUGUGCACGUUGACAUUGUUACAUGGACAUUCGGUGUUAAAUGUGGCGUACAGCAGAUGCAAAGCUGGGUCCGAACCCGAUCUUAAAGAAAACCACAAGAACGAGAAGUGGACUUAAAAUAACGUGUCAAACAUGCAGUUUCAGAAGCAAACCUGCGUCGAAGAGUUCAAACUCUGCUGAUGUUGUACAAUUGUGCAGUGAUGAACGUGUUUUUUUUUUUUUUUACCAAUGUGGGAAAUUCAGAUUGACAACUGGUAAAUGAACUUAAACUAAUUCUAUUUUGUUUUGACUGUAUCAUUUGGACCUCUGUGGUACCAGCUGGUGCUUUGUAAAGAAUGUUAGCAUUUCAUCCGUUGCAAAACAAUUUCAUUUUAAUUUCUCACUGACGGCUUUCUGAGGGAGUCACUAAUAACUAACCUGGCCAGCCGUACCCAUACAUUUAGCAAAAAUGGAGCUGUUAUCCUUUCAUUCGUGGCCAAUUCCACGUGAAUACCAGAAUUGCUGAUAACACUGAUUCACGUGUUUUUACAGCAAAAGCAACAGCAGCUAUUCGCUGGUGUUGCUGUGCCACUGCACGCCAUUUUGGAUGUCUUUUGCUGAUAUUUGUCUGGUUGUUGCUCUGAUUCUCCCAUAUCUAAGUCAAAUCCAGAGGAAUCAGACUAAUCAUUUGUGCUGAACAAGAGCGGGAUAAGGAUGGCUGGCCAGGCAAACUAUUAACAGUCACAGUGAAAGGUAGUCAAACUCAUGCCCUGCUAUAAUUGUGCAAUGUCCGAGUUAUCUCCAAUGACUUCAUAUUUUUUACAAUGAUAGUUUGCUGAGCCCCUUUAGCAGCAGCUCUCUGUAUUUCCUUUUUCAUUAUCUAAUAUAAGCAAAUGGUAAAUAAAGCCAUUCAUAUCAGUGGUAAGAGCUCAUUCAAACCUCAUAAUGUUGUUUCAGAUGAUUUUUUUUAUUCUUAACAUGUGAUCAAAGUUAUAUGAAGAUUAUCAGCUGUUGUCAUUGUUGUUUUUGAUUAUUACAUGAUUAUUGCAUUUGUGUGUUUUCACCCAUCUUUGUUGGACAGCUGAAAAGUUUGCUUCCCUCAAAUGAAGGAACAAAUACUGUAUUUUGAGUUCUUCCUGAUCAUUUAUUGUAUGACUCAUGCUGGUUAAGCUUCUACAUUGUGACAGUAUCAAAGUCCACCACAAAGUGCUUUUUCCCAUUUAUCGUCAUGCCAGAGACCGUAGAAGGAGUUGCCAAAUGCAUGAAUGCCUUGAACUGUGACACUUUGGACGAAACGGUGGCUCGACAUAAUAACAUGCAUGAGAUUGGAGUCAUAGUGCUACUUUACAACAAACCAACACCGUAGAACUUAUGAGACGCAUUCCGGUCCUGAGUGACAUCCCUUUAGAGACAGUAGAGAUUUUAGACUAAUAUAUGCAUUAGGUGCUCAGCUUCAUUAAGCCAGUCAUCUCAUGGGAAGUCAUUUGGGAGAUAAGGGAUAACCUUAAACUGACUAAAGGAAUCUCACUCAUUCAAGUUCAAUAAGGUUGUGCACUCUCAUGCACAUGAUGCUUGGGAUGUGACGGCAUCAGUGGUCGUAUUGGCAGCUUCUCUGGCUGCCUGCUGGAAUUCAGUUCUGUGCUGGAUAUGAAUGGCAUAUAUGAGGGAUCAAACUGAAACUCUCAUUAGCUGGAAAAGGAACAAUA